Molecule: messenger RNA, 1317 nt
Organism: Rotaria sp. Silwood1
Lineage: Eukaryota; Metazoa; Rotifera; Eurotatoria; Philodinida; Philodinidae
Source: the annotation of a GenBank genome assembly
AUGAUGCUUCAUGAUGGUUAUAUCUAUACUGUAGAACGUACAAUGACGACGAAAUUAAUUCUUCGGUGCCAGAAUCGCGAUUGUAAAGCUCGUUGUCAUACUAAUUUAUCAAUGGAUGCAAUUCUCUCCCAACCAACAACCCAUUCCCAUGCUCCACAACCUGAUCGUGUUCCAGCUAUUCAAUUAAAAAAUGAUAUUAAAGCUCGUGCUGUGAUAACAGAUGAACCAACCAGUUCAAUUAUUCAUUCCGCCUUACGUACAUAUCCAUUAAGUGCCGCUGGUGAACUUCCAAGAAAUGAAGCACUUAUGCUAAUGAUUAGACGACAGCGUACUGUUGAAACAGUCGAUGUUAAUGGUCGUUUACCAGAAAGAUUAAGAAAGACAUAUCGUGAUGAAGAUUUCAUCUUGCACGAAGACAAAAAUUUAAUUAUAUUCACAACAAAAACUAAUUUAUCCAUUCUUAAGCAAAACAAACAUUGGUUCGCUGAUGGAACAUUCAAAGUGUGUCCUGAUGAUUAUUAUCAACUCUUCACAUUACACGCGAUGAUGACCAAUGCAAUUAUUCCUCUCGUCUAUGGGUUAUUAAUUGGUAAAAAUUCAGAAGAUUAUAAUUUAUUUUUCGAAAAAGUUUUAGUACAAGACAACUUCCAACCUGAAUCAAUUAUGACUGAUUUCGAAACUGGCACAAUCAAAUCAGUGAAAGAUAUGUUGCCAAAUGUGUUACACAAAGGUUGUCUCUUUCAUUUUUCACAAGCGGUAUGGCGACAACUUCAAAGCAAAGGAUUAACAACCAAAUAUAAUGAGGAUGAGUAUUUUCGCUUAAAUGUAAAAAAAUUAAUUGCUCUUGCUUUUGUUCCACUAGAUCAAGUUAUCACUGGCUUUGCCUUAAUUUGUGAUCAAUUCGACGAUGACACCGACGAUUUACUCGAUUAUUUUGAAAAAACAUGGAUUGGUGAAAAAAGAAGAAGAGGAGCUGGUCGAAAGAAUCCUCAAAUCGAUCAUAAAUUAUGGAACGUUUAUGAUCGUGCCGUCGCUACGAUACCUCGAUCCAAUAAUUCGGUGGAAGGUUGGCACAAUACAUUUGCUAACCGUGUUGCAUUAAAUCAUCCAAAUAUUGUGAAAUUGGCGGAGAAAAUUCGUCGUGAACAAUCAAAAUUUGAAGUGGACAUGGCGAAGAUUCUUCAAGGUCACAUUAUUAAGACGAAAAAGGCCUGCUAUCGAAAAUUGGACGAACGUAUUAAUCGACUGGUCAACGGAUUCGACGCAUCUCAACUGGAUGAAUUCUUAAAAAAUAUGGCAGCCAAUGUUACUCUGUAG